Pangasianodon hypophthalmus (striped catfish) is the source of this 9188-nucleotide messenger RNA. RefSeq names its product myelin transcription factor 1-like, b (gene myt1lb). Gene Ontology annotation, molecular function: zinc ion binding; DNA-binding transcription factor activity, RNA polymerase II-specific; RNA polymerase II cis-regulatory region sequence-specific DNA binding. The transcript is spliced from 23 exons. Gene Ontology annotation, cellular component: nucleus. Gene Ontology annotation, biological process: regulation of transcription by RNA polymerase II. The record is from RefSeq and is a predicted model, not a curated record. The coding region runs from base 2220 to 5897 and encodes 1225 amino acids. Lineage: Eukaryota; Metazoa; Chordata; Actinopteri; Siluriformes; Pangasiidae.
AUUCUGUUCACUAUGAGCAAUGUUUAUACAGUAUUCUCUGCCUACUCUCUUGAAGGGUUGACCAAAAAAAAUAUUACUUUAUACAUCAUAUAACGAAGAUGGAGGAUAAAAAUCGCUUUCUGUAUAAAACAAUUGAGUGAGCAGAGUGGCAAGAAGCAAUUCAAACAUUACUGAUAAAAUAAGGCUAACUAUUUAGCCUGAUAGGUUCGGUUUCACAUUAAGCAAGCUUCAUCUACUAUAAUGUAAUGUAGCAACAGACCAGAGCAAAUCAACCAAUGCCAAAUAUUUUAGCCCGUAAUAAUUUCUAGUACCUUUAAGGUUUAAGUUUUAUUGCUUGAUAUAUAAGACCUCAGCUUCUGUUAAAAAAGACUUUAAAGUUUAAUUGUGCUGUGAAGUUUGAACCCAUUUGCUUCUAUAAAACAACUCAUCAGAAUGGAUCAUAUUUUAAUCCUAGUUAGCAUUCUGUAUGGAAAAUGUCAAGAUGUUCUGUAUUGGCUGACCUAUAAUUAAUUUAUUGAAAAUCACUGAUGGGAUGUUGCAUUAUCCUGAAUCAUAUCAUGCCUGGACGUUGUUGUGUAAUUGGUCUCACAAGGUAAACCGUUUAAACAAGCCAUUAGAGAGAAAUCAGGGCUUCGCACCCAGUAAAGUUGAAGCGACUAGCACUGACAGAUCAUUGUUUUCAUGCCUCCAUAUGUGCAUUGGAAAAGCAUAAGGCAUAAACCCAAACUGAGGGACAUGGACCGUAAUGAGCCGUGUUGUGUGCAGAGGGAAGAUUUGCUCUCGUCUUUGUUUAGGGACUCAUCAGUUUUCUGUAGCAGAGGGAAACGGCCUGGCAGUGUGGACCGGCUGCUUCUUAAGCCCGUUAUCUCUCUACUUCACAGCGGCGCUACUUUGGCGGAGUUCAAAGCCCCGAGAGAGGGAGGACAUUAAUUAGCUGUGGCAGGCUGAGCGCAGUGCCGCUGUUCUGCGUGUUCAGCCGAGGGUUACGCACAGGUUUGAGUUGAGAAGCUACAGCACCCGAGUCUCGCUCUUUCGUGUAGGGUGCAUUCGAGAUUCCCUGAUAGUAGGUUAAAUACAGCGGUGCAGAAAUGUGCAUACACACAUACACAGUCAAGAAAGCACGCACAUCUCCGCUCCAGAGACCACAGGGCCUGUGGGAGGCACUGAUGCCGAGAGCAGACAGUCUGCAGCUCUGUCACACACACAAACACAUUUGUACAGAGAGAGAGAGAGAGAGAGAGAGAGAGAGAAGAAGCAGAAGCAGAAGCAGGGGAGAACAAUUUCAGUCUAGAACAGAGAGAAGGGAAAUCACUUAUAUACUACCUCCCCAUCUCUUGCUUUCCUCCUUUCUUUCACACACACACACACACACACGCACACACACACACAUGUGAGAUAGCAGUAGACUCUGGACUCGAUGCUCUUCCCCAGUCUCUAUUUCACCACUCUUCCUUUGUCUCCAUGUGUGUGUAUGGGUGGAGAGCUGCAGGCUGUGGAUGUGAGAGGCAUGAUGCUGAGGGUAAGCUCCACUCCUCCAUCACAUGCACACGUUCGACUCUUCAGCAAAGCAACUGCUAUGACUCACAUAUCUCUCUUCUCUCUCUCUUCCUCUCACUCUCCCUCUCCAUCCCUCUCUCUGUCUGCUGCUCUCUUCCGUGGCAUCGUUUCUGCCGUGGCGGCCCCUAUCCUUGCUUUCCCUCGCUCCGCCUCAUUGGUGCUGCCCCCAUUCCAUUUCUUCUCUUUUUUCCCUCUUCCCUCCCUCCCUGUGUUUCUCUCGCUCUCCUUCACUCUCUCUCCUCCGCUCAGCUCCAGGCCCAUUGGUUGCCUGCCUUCAACCAUUAUCUCUCGCUUCCCUCUCCUGACUGUCUCCAUCUCUCUGUCUCUCCCUCCUCGCUCCCUGCACGCCCAUCAGCUUUCAACUCCUAAAAAAAUGAUUUGCAUUCAGGAGGAGAAAGGAACUUUCCAGCAUGCUCUCUAAAUGAAAUAGUGCGGGCGAGAACGUGUGCGAGAGAAGACGACUCUGGAAGAAAGAGAGGAAGACAAUCAGGGGCGACAACAACAAAAAGUUUGAGUGAAGACGCCGUUUCAUGACUGAAAAUGAAACUGGAGGAGGAGUGGUGAACUCUUGAUGGGGGGUUCUUAUCUGAAGUUUACCACAGUGGGCUAAGGAUCAACUGAAGGUCUGGACCAAAGAGCAAUCAAACCUGCAUUCAUAUCAGAUGGAGGUGGAUGUAGCAGACAAGCGCCAUCGCACACGCUCGAAAGUGCCCUUGGAGCCAGCAAUACAAGAGCUGUUCAGCUGUCCAGCACCGCAUUGUGAUGGGAGUGGGCACAUCAGUGGAAAAUAUGCAAGACAUCAAAGUGUGUACGGCUGCCCUGUGGCCAAGAAGAGGAGAACACAGGACAGACUGCCCCUAGAGCCCAUGGCCAAGAGGAAGGCCUUUCACACACACACAGAGCAGCAGCCCAUGGAUGACUGCUACCACGCAGAGAUGGUGGAGGAGAAAGACGAGGAAGAAGAGGAAGAGGAAGAAGCAGGGGAAGAGGAUGUGGAGGAAGAAGAAGUGGAGGACGAAGACAGAGAAGCUGAAGGAGAGGAGGACGUGGAGGAAGAGUACACGGACAAUGAGGAACAAGUGGAGCAGGACGAAGGAGAGUUAGAGAAUGGAGAGGAGGAAGAAAUGGAGCAGGAAGAAGAGGAUGUCGUAGAAGAAGAGGAGGGUGAGGAAGGAGAGGGGGAGGAUGAAGAAGAUGAAGAUGAGGAUGAACAGGAAGAGGAGGAGGAGGAGCAGCAGCACAAUCAGGAUCAAGCUGGCAAUCAGGUAAAUGGGAGCUACACUAAACCCAGCCCGAUGGUGGAGAAAGACGACAACAACAACGAUGAAUACGACAACUAUGACGAGCUGGUGGCUAAGUCUCUGCUCAACCUGGGCAAGAUUGCCGAGGACGCUGCCUACCGGGCCAUGACGGAGUCCGAGAUGAACAGCAACUCCUCCCAUAGUGCUGAGGAUGAACAGGAGGAGGAGGAAGAGGAGGAUGAGGAGGAUGAUGAAGAAGAGGAAGAAGAAGAGGAGGAGGAGUGUGACAAUAGCUCUAAGAAGGGUGAGCUGAGCCUUGACGUGGACAGUGAUGUAGUAAAGGAGACUGUGGACUCUCUGAAACUGCUUGCCCAGGGUCAUGGAGCUGUGCUCUCUGACAACCUAGAAGAAAGGAUAUAUCCGGAAGAUGGAGUGAAAAAUGAGGACUGCAGCAGCAUGAACGGCUUUGCUGGUUAUGGGUGUAAUGGUAAUAGUAGCAGUUGCGCACAAAACAAGCCCAUUUGCAAUGGACAGAUGAUUGAGGAAAGCGAUGAGGAGGUAUGCCUGAGCAGUCUGGAGUGUCUACGCAAUCAGUGCUUCGACCUGGCACGCAAAUUAAGCGAAACAAAGCCAGCUGAGCGCAUCAGCCACAGUCAGGAGGGGCAACAGGACACUCUGCUGCACCAGGACAUCUAUGGAGAAUGCCAUCAGCAGCAGAACUCAGAGGAACGCCGUGUCUUAGAGCGCAACUAUUCAGACAUGGUCAACCUUAUGAAGCUGGAGGAGCAGCUCAGCCCGCGCUCAAAAGCUCUGUCCAGCUGUGCCAGGGAGUACGAUACUUACAGAGAUGAGGACACCACGUCAAUCACCUCGGACCGUUCUGAGGACGGCUUUGACAUGACCAAGGGCAACCUGUCGCUGCUGGAGAAGGCCAUAGCGUUGGAGUCUGAGCGGGCCAAGGCUAUGAGGGACAAGAUGGCCUCAGAGGCAGCCAGGAGAGACAGAUUGCAACUGCAUGAAGAGAACCAUGGUCUGAGGCUCAGCUGUGCAGAGGAGCGUAAAGCCAGACUGCAUCAUGAUGGCCUCAAGAAGCCCUACUACCAUAAAGAUUCCUCAAGGUCGGAGAAGAAAGAGAGUCGAUGCCCAACGCCGGGUUGCGAUGGCACAGGUCAUGUGACUGGCUUGUAUCCUCACCAUCGAAGCCUGUCUGGUUGCCCACAUAAAGACAGAGUUCCUCCAGAAAUUCUUGCAAUGUAUGAAAAUGUUCUUAAGUGUCCUACACCUGGCUGCACAGGGCGCGGCCAUGUCAAUAGCAACAGGAACUCACAUCGAAGUCUCUCGGGAUGCCCGAUAGCAGCUGCUGAGAAACUGGCAAAAGCUCAUGAGAAACACCAGGCCUGCAAUGGAACUAAGUCCAACCAGGCAUCGGACCGAGUUCUGAGGCCCAUGUGCUUUGUAAAGCAGCUGGAGAUCCCGCAAUAUGGCUAUAAGAACAAUGUCCCCACCACCACCCCGCGCUCCAACCUGGCCAAAGAGCUGGAGAAAUACUCCAAGACCAGCUUCGACUACAACGGCUACGACAACCAGAAUGUGUACGGCAAACGCGCCAUUGCUCCUAAAGUCCAGGGGCGUGACACAUCACCCAAGGGAUACGAUGCUAAGAGAUACUGUAAGAACUCCAGCUCGGCGAGCAGCACCACCAGUAGCUACGCUCCCAGCAGUAGCAGCAGCCUGAGCUGUGGAGGAGCUGCAGGAGCAGGAGGAGGAGGAGGAGGAGGAAGCAGCGCCAGCAGCACCUGCAGCAAAAGCAGCUUUGACUACACGCAUGACAUGGAGGCCGCCCACAUGGCUGCUACAGCCAUCCUCAACCUGUCCACACGAUGCAGAGAGAUGCCUCAGAGUCUGAGCGGCAAGCCACAGGAGCUCUGCACACAGUCAGAUGAUCUAGAUCCCUUCCAGGACAUUUUAGAGGACACUGCGUAUGCCACAGAUGUCGCCAUCCCAAGUCCCAAGCCAAAAUUCGCCCCUUGCAAAGAGAGCAAAAAGGACCUGAUAACAUGCCCAACUCCAGGGUGUGAUGGAAGUGGUCACGUAACCGGUAAUUACGCCUCGCAUAGAAGUCUUUCAGGUUGUCCUUUAGCAGAUAAAAGCAUUCGGAGCAUGAUGGCUACCAAUUCACAAGAACUCAAGUGCCCGACUCCGGGCUGCGAUGGCUCGGGACAUAUCACUGGAAAUUACGCCUCCCACAGAAGUUUGUCAGGAUGUCCACGGGCCCGCAAGAGUGGCAUAAAGAUUACCCACAGCAAAGAGGACAAAGAGGACCAGGAACCAAUCAGGUGUCCUGUACCUGGUUGUGAUGGACAGGGUCAUGUGACAGGGAAGUACGCGUCUCACCGCAGUGCGUCAGGUUGCCCCCUGGCUGCUAAGCGGCAGAAAGACUGCUACAUGAACGGCACACAGUUCACGUGGAAGGCUGGGAAGACAGACGGCAUGUCCUGUCCCACUCCAGGCUGUGACGGCUCAGGUCAUGUCAGUGGCAGCUUUUUAACCCAUCGAAGUCUGUCAGGUUGUCCACGUGCUUCAUCUGCUAUGAAGAAGGCCAGACUGUCAGGAGUGGAGAUGCUUACAAUAAAACGGCCAAGCAAUGGUUUACACAAUGAUGAGGACAUUAAACAGCUGGAUGAAGAAAUCAAAGAUUUAAAUGAAUCCAAUUCACAAGUGGAGGCAGAUAUGAUCAAACUUAGAACACAGAUUACAACCAUGGAGUCUAAUCUGAAGUCAAUAGAGGAAGAAAACAAGGUGAUUGAACAGCAAAAUGAAUCUCUCCUGCAUGAGCUGGCCAACCUCAGCCAGUCACUGAUUAACAGUUUAGCUAAUAUCCAGCUCCCUCAUAUGAAACCGCCGCUACACAAAGAGCCUCCGAUUAGAAAUAACAGCUGUUUACAGUUGCAUCAGCGAGAUCCAAUAAACGAACAGAACUUCGACGCCUACGUGACGACUCUGACAGAUAUGUACACAAAUCAAGAGCAGUACCAGAGUCCAGAGAACAAAGCGCUGCUGGAGAAUAUAAAACAAGCAGUACAAGGAAUCCAAGUCUAGCCACUCAGCAAACCUCAGAGCAAGGGGAAAGAAGGGGACGAUUAGGAAACAGGAGAAAUGGGAUUGAGAUUGCCUCAUGGUUUGCUGCUGUAAUUUAGCAGACAGUGUUAAAUAUUCACAUACGUUCUUUAAAAAAAAAAAAAGUGUUAUGCUUACAAUUCAUGAUUUUUAAUUUCUCUUUAUUUUUGGUCUUGCUUUGAAAAAUAUUUAAUGGCAAAAUAGUUUUUGAAAACAUUUUGUACGUUUUCAUAUGAGCUCACAUAGUGUGAUGUAACAUUUCUAGCUGCUCAUGUAUGCACAUUUUAGUGUAUAUUUCUGAACAGUAAGGCAAACAAUAUUGGAUAUACAUUCUUUUUUAAUGCUUGCUGAUUUAAAAAAAAGGAUUUUAGUUUGAGAAAGCUAAACAACUGCAUCAAAAUAAUGGACAUGCAAGGAUACACUGAGUGUAUCUCUUUUAUACCAGUUUAUUAUACAGUAGAACAAUGUACCUGUUUAUUUAAAAAAAAAAAAAAAAGGUGUAUUAGGUAUAUUGAUCUAGUAAUUAAUAAACUGGGAACUCAGUGUAUAUUGAAUUUUUCAACCAUUUUCUCCUCGGUGAAUAAUUUUUUGGGGAAUUUUAUGUGCAGAUUGUGAAAAAGGACAGACUGCGGUUUAUUUUGAAGCUAUGCUUGAGGAGUUUUAUUAUUGGCACCUGUACAUGGUGGGUAGCUGAAUACUUGAUGAAAACAAACAGCGAAAGGAAAUCAACGUGAUGUAUGAAUGUCGCAGUUCUAUUGUAAACAUCAUGACACGGAAACCUAAUGGUGGAAGUCCCAGAACUUAGCAAUGAACAUUAUCUGAUUUUGUGUUGGUAAAGAGCUUUUGUCAUUAAAUCUGCAUUAGUGUAAUGGCAGCAGAGGUUCGCCCCAGCGUCAGUGUUCAUUUAGCCUGAUCCGUAUAUCAGUAGCACGAGUCUCCCAUCAUAUCAGCAAUAUACGUCUUGACAACAUUUAUGGCGAUGAGCAGCAAUCUGUGGGGAAAAAACAGUUGGGCUAUAUGCAAUUUCCUGUUUGUAGACAUUAGUGGGGAAACAAAUGAAACUUUUUACUGUAUGUAAAUGAUUGAUUUUUUUAUAUAAAUCUUGUAAUACAAAAUUUUUCAACAGGGGUAUAGUAUACUUGGACAUUAAAUUUAGAGGCAAGCAGUGAUUUGUGAGAUCCAUUUCCUUUAUUUUUGACUUUGCACGGGGACACCUUUGUUUCCAUGUUCUGAUGGUUUUACAUAAACUAAAGCAGUACUUGGGAAAUGGAAAAAGAAGGGUUUUGUAGAAUAAAUAUAUAUAAAUAUAAUUUAUGAAAGCGGGACUAACAGGGUCAUUGUCCCCACUUAUGUGCCAGUAGACUAUUUGCACUUGUCCUAAAGAUAUAUAAUUACUAAAUACUGGAGGUGUGCAAUCUCCAGGUGUCUCUUCGGCACACAAUUGGAACGCGUUAUGUCAAGGAUGUUCAAUUGUAUCAGAAGGAGACUGCAGGGAAUCUGAAUAAAAAUGAGGACAAUAUCUUUACCAGUAAUAGUAUGACUUUUUUGGUAUUUCUUUUUUUUUUUUUUUUUUUUUUUGUAUCAUCUAUAAUCAUUACAAAUCCCCAGCUGCACUUUAUGUCUAUCACUGUACAAAAUCAUUUAACAAGAAAAAUGUAAAAGAAAAGAAAAACAAUACUAAUAAUAAUAAUACAAGGAGGAAAAUCCCAGUAUAAAAGGGCAGGAAGAUGGAGUCAGAAGUAGAAUUUGCAGGAUGUUGUAAUCCUACUGUAUGUCUAGUUUCUCUCACAUUUUGUUAAGUAGCAGCCAUGUUAAUACUUUGCCUUCUGGGGGGAAUGCGAAGGUGCUUGUCUUUCACCUGAUCUCCACUGUUGUACAGCUCUGUCCUCUUUCAGGACGCCAUCCUCCAUAACCGCAUACGCCUUUCAUCACAGCAUUGUGUCUGCAGCUUUUUGCCAAUAUAGUAAUGCUUUCAAUAGAAUAAUAGCUAGUAUCAGUUUUUUGAAUAAAUUAUUGUUAUCAGUACAAUGGAAAAAGGAUUUAAAGCACAACCACGCUGCUCAUCUACUGUUGCUACAUUGAUAUCGAAUAAUUAAAAAAAAAUAUAUCUGUGACUAUUUACCUUGGGAAAAACAAAAAAAGGUGUCACAUAUUAGAAUGCUGAACUUUCAUAUGAAUUAUUGUGAAUUCAUCAGAGUUUAUUUAUUUUAACUUCCUUUGAUUUCAAGGUUGAUUUGAGUACUCAUCGAUGAAGACAGGAUUUUGUAUAAACUAUUGUGCUCUCUGUGGAACUGAAGUUUGAUUUAUUUUUGUACAACACAGCAUGAAUUUGUUGACGUCUUAAUUUUGCUAUAAAUGUGUAAGAUCACAAGUUGCUGUGAUAUUUUUUUUGUUUGUUUGUUUCUUUUAUUUCAUUUUUAAAUUGUGGAAUUUGUACAACUUUUGUCAUGCUGGAUGUUGACACAUCUUACUCUGAAUAAAGAAAAAUUGUGUUGCCACAGUAUUGUAUAACCAAUAUCAUUCAAACAUCUGAGAUAAUACAACAGGAAAUGGGUUGUAUACACAUGCUAAACAUUUUAACCACACUUGUAGAAACCUUUUCUUUUUACAACACAGCUCUAGUGAAUUCUGGCUGUGUGUAAACUGAUUGAAAAAAAAAAAAACCUCAAAUCAGUCAUUUUAGGUGGCUAUUGCAUUUAUUAUAGAGUUUGGUUUUCAUCCACCAGAGGGCAGCAGAACCUUACAUAUUAUCCCUGCUUCAUCAGGUAAAAGAUUCUGAUUGCUGUGAAGGUGUCAAAGUCUUAUUUCUGAAUACAAAAUACAAAAGCAAAUAAACUGAGAAUCACACAAGCCAGCACAAAUUCCUUUUUCUCUCAUCUUUUCACUGAUAAAUGCAAUGAGUUAUGCAAUUAGCCUGCUGCCAUUCCAUAGUCACCCACAUGAUCUGGUUACUCCCUCAUCACACUGUGGUAUAAAAAGCAGAAAGCAUUAAUCAUGAAUCAUUAAAUAAACUCACAUUACUCCAAAAAUCUUCAAGGAAUGCAUCUUGAUGGUAAUGCCAGUACACCAUUCACACAUUCUUUCACACUUUAGCGUAGCCAAUCCGCCUAUCAGUGUGUGUUUGGGAGGUGGGAGGAAACCGGAGAACCCGGAGGAAACCCACAUGGACAUGGAGAGCAUGUGAAACUUCACACCAGCAGUAACCUGAACUCAGGAUCAAACCAGGGAUCCUAGAGCUACGAGGCCACAACACUACCCACUAAAUAGGCCUUU